ACCAAACUUUAAAACAUGGACAAAGUGAAAACACUGAACUUAGAGCUUUGUACUCUUCCUGUGACAGAAUACUUAAAAGAAGAAGUUGGGUGUCAAAUGGCACAAUGCACAUAUAUUUCUUCAUUGCGGCUCUUGUAACAUGAAGCCCCUUGUGGCUCUUCCACCUCCCACAAAGCCGGAAGAGGAUCCUCGGAAAUUGAUUGAACAGACCGUUGGGUAGAACAUGCACGGCAAGCGUUCGACGUUUUGCCUCACCCAGACUCUCACCUCUGUUAUUGCACAAUGUACAAGAAACCCACGUUAGCUCGCUUUCACCAACUUGUCAAAACCCCAUUUCAGCAAACACCUUGUAUGUGGGUCUCAGUAAAGCACAGACACAGCGGAGGAAGAAGACCCAAGAAGAGAGUCUACCACAGAGACCAUGACCUUGACAAAGCCAUGGACUUGCGGAAGAAGCCUGCCUUGAUUUUACAGCUCAAAUCCAUUAUUCAGUCACACAAGCACCAAUCUUUACUUCUCAGGGACCUCGAGAAAGAAGUUGGGUUUGUUCACAAGUGGAAUUUCAUGGCUGUUAUAGAGAAAAAUCCUUCAAUUUUCUAUGUUGGUGGUGGCAAUAGAAUGCCCCCUUUUGUUCAGCUCACUGAAAAAGCUGAAAGGGUUGCUAGGGAAGAAGCUGAAGCUAAGCAGUUGAUGGAACCCAUUUUGGUUAAGAAUCUAAGGAAAUUGUUAAUGUUGUCUGUUGAUUGCAGGGUUCCACUUGAAUCGAUUGAUUUCGUUCAAUGUGAAUUGGGUUUGCCGGAUGAUUUCAAGAAGUCAUUGAUUCCAAAAUACCCUGAAUUUUUUUCAGUUAAGGAUGUGAGUGGAAGAGCCUAUCUUCAUUUGGAGAAUUGGGAUUCUUCCCUAGCAGUCACAGCUCGUGAGGAACGAUUAGCUAGUGAUGGGAUUGUGGCCUCUGAUGGAGUGGGAAAGAAUUUUAGAAUAUCGAAAGAUGGUAAUUUUCGAGGUCCACAAGCCUUUACAAUGAGGUUUCCUGCUGGUUUUAGGCCAAAUGCAAGUUAUCUUGAGCAACUUGAAAAGUGGCAGAAACUCAAAUUCCCUUCUCCGUAUUUGAAUGCAAGGAGGUUCGACAUUGCUGAUACUAAAGCAAGGAAGCGAGUGGUGGCAGUGCUUCAUGAGCUCCUCAGUUUGACUAUGGAGAAGAGGAUGACAUCUGCUCAAAUGGAGGCAUUUCAUUCAGAGUAUUUCUUACCUUCCAAAUUGCUGCUUUGUUUGAUAAAGCAUAAUGGUAUCUUUUACAUAACUAAUAAAGGUGCAAGGAGUACUGUUUUUCUUAAAGAAGCUUAUGAUGGGCCAUAUUUGAUGAACAAAUGUCCCAUCUUGUCAUUCAAUGAUAAAUUUGUAGGACUUAGUGGUAGGAGAGAGAUCAAUUCAUGUAAUGUGAUGCCUUCUUUAUAGAUUUAUCUUGAAAGUGUAGAUGUGGUUUGUUGUUAGUAUCAAUCAUGUAUUGCUAUACACUCCUUAUAGAUUCUUCUUAAAAAUGUUGAUUUUGUCUUUAGGGAUUUAUGUCAAUGCAGCUUUCAUGCAUCUCAGUCCACCAUUUUGUUUCACUACUCAAUUCUAUAUUGGUAAGGUCUGAACUUAUUAAAUGCUUGGCUACUUGAUGUUGCUAAACAUGCCACUGUAUAACUUGAUAUGUGGUGACUGUUAAAUUCUGCUAAACAGAGCUAUGUAUCCUUGUCAAGUUCCAAAAUUGGUUUAUCUAGAAUCAUCUUAAUCAUAUCAUGUUUUGAUCCUCACAACAUCCUUGACAGAUUUACUUUUUGGUCUGCAUUGCAAAUAACAAUUAGACUGCUCUAAAAUCAUUCUAUAACAUAUGGAAAGACUGAUAUUUAAUUAUAUAAUCCAGAGUAUUCUUGGAUGUGAACUUUAGUAAACCUGCAAGGCUAUAUGUAACACCCCUCAAAAUACAACUCUGUGUAUCAUUUCACUUCCUACAAAUUUUAACAAAUCAUUAAGAUGUUUUUGGUUCAACAACUCUUUGUAUCAGUUCACUUCCUGACAUCUCUAAGUUGAUGGACAUCAGUGCAUUGUCUUCAUGGAUGUAUCAAUUGCAUAAAAUACUACUGAAAGAAAGCAUAUAGAUAGAAGUGGGCUUCAGUAAUAUUUUGUUACAUCCAGGUUAACAAUGGCCAACUUGCAGAGAUGUAGGUUCCAGUCAGGAACUUCAAAAUCUUUUUUAAGCUAUCCGAAUGUAUCAGAUGACAACAUGUUAUCAUCUAUAAUGUGAUCCUUAGAUACAAUUUCAGGGGUUUGAAUGGUUGCUCAUGGACCCACACAGUAUGCUUGCUCAUCCUCAGUGCUGAUGUUUAGGUACUUUGAGCCUGGACUGGACUAUGUUCUGAACUUCUGAUUCUGCUUGAUAUGUGGAUUGAUUGUGCUCUGGUUGGAAUCAUAGAAAUAUGAGACAGGUAUGUGCGUGUGUGUAUUAUUUUUUCUCUUGUUCAUUCUAUUUACUCUAUAAUGUUGUUUAUGCAGUUUAAAUGUUUUAUAGAUGUUUAAGACUUCUUGUUUUUUACAUAUACUGAACUUAUUUAUGUUUGCGCAAUAGCACUUUUUAUAAUGCUGAAGGCACUAGUAAGAAAAAAUUUCUGUUUUCCGUCAAUUCAUUCUCAUAUGUUCUCUACGAUGCUGAAUGUAAGCCGAGUAAUAAUCCAACAAACUGUCUUUUCCAUGAAACAAGGCCUUUCAAUAUGUUACGCUGCUAUUUUUCCAAUAUCAUUGAAUAGCAUGACCUGGGUUGUGCAGUUUUCCCAUUUCCUUCCAGCGCUCAUUUUUUUUUUCCUUCAGUGGACCAUAGAGUAGGCCAGGCAUCAAACUAUAAUUACUAAUUUGCUAUGUGCCUAGAUACUGGGCAUUACAUGUAUGCAUCUUAUCUCAUCAUGACUUUUGUUUUUCUGGAAUGCUUGGAACCUGUACUUAAAAUUCAUUUUUACCAUACACAUUUCCUUUCCUCCCAAGUCAUUGCAACUAUAUUCAAUGAGGCCAUACGAACAAAGUUUUAUUUAUGUACAGUAGUUUAUGAUAGACUAGGUUUAUAAAGUAAACUAAAGACUUUUAGAACAAUGUUAGGUCAGUUGUGAACGUAACAUGGUUGUGGACAUCUGUAAGGGAGUCCAGUACCUUAAUGAGGUAAUGGACUCUGGUUGCUGGGUUCCAGUUGGCCUCAAAGAAAGGUGCAUUUAGCUGAAGAAAGCAUGAGAGGUAUUUUGUUUGAAAUCUGUGAUGUGGUUUUUCAUGCUGAUGCUAUUCACAGAGCAGGUGGUAGGGUUAUUACAUAUGCUAUGUUGUCUGAUUUUCCUAUUGGUCAUUUCAAUCGUAGUGUAAUUGGUUAAAUACUGACCAGAUGCAUUGCUGGGUUCUUGAACUGUUUAGUGGUCUUUCUGUGUUUCAUGUUUCUUUAUAGAGAUUGCAGCAAGGUGCUGCAAGCUUUUCUUUUAUAAAAUAUUGCAGGUCGGAGAUAGGUCCCUUCAUGAUAGGCAAGUCCGCAAGUAUAAUUAAGGUACACAAGCAGUGGCAACAACCUAUCUAGAACAUCCAAGUUUAUCUGACCAAAGCCUUGAAAGGAGACCACAACUGUUCAAAUAUUGUACAGAACAAUUUAGAUCAAUUAUCCAGCUUGUGUGGUGAUCCUGAGCAUUUGUUUUAGCUAUGCAGAGUUGCAGACCCCAGUUAACAAUCGCAACAGCCAUAAUUUCUGCGGUCGAUUCUACGUUUGCCAAUCUCUUGUGAUGAAUGAUGGAAUAAUCAACCUGGAAUGGUAGAAUGAAAGGAGGGUUUAAUGGAUUGAAGGGUAAACAAAUCUCCCUUAUUACUAUAGUGCUCAUGUCAACAACUAUUCUUAUGUGGACAUGGGAGAAAACCCCACUUCUUACUACCUUGGUUCCGGCUGAAACCGAAACCCGGUUGCAGGUGUCUUCGGAACUGAGGGAUGUUGUUGUAGAUAGCUCUGUACCAUUGGAACGAGAACUACAUGUAGGCAAGGGUGUAACGGCAUUGGCAGAGAGGGAUGCCCGGAAAGAAGAAUUUCGUGCGGGGUUAGGAUCUACACUAGAUUCCGGACCAUUAAAGCGAUGGGAUUAAUAGUGAUCAAACACUGUUGAGAAUAAUGGGACUUCCUUAAGUGAAUUAAAAGAAGGUGCUAAUAUAGUUGGAGAAGAAGCUUCAAACCUAGAAGAGAGGACAUCAGUUGAUAGAAGACACGGAGAAAAAGCAGAAGAAAAUAAUUCAGACCUACAAAAACCGAUACUGCUUAUACAAAUAUCUCCGUUGGGGGAAAUCUCGAGGACAAAUUAACUACUCGCAUGGAAAGUCCAGGUUGUAAAUUCUUGGCUUUCCUGGGUUCAUUAGAGAAAUGCCAUCUAUUGCACUGGAUUUCCUCACUUUAAACACUAAAAUUAUCCAAAAAAUUAAUCUUUUCCUAAAUGUCUUCUGGGUGAGUAGGUUCUAUGCUUUGGCAGUUUAAGAAAAACGUUGACAAAGAAAACCUAAGUACACGAUUUCUUUUAUAUGAAAAGGUUACCUUUUCAAAA
Molecule: messenger RNA, 4589 nt
Organism: Rosa chinensis
Lineage: Eukaryota; Viridiplantae; Streptophyta; Magnoliopsida; Rosales; Rosaceae
Product: protein WHAT'S THIS FACTOR 1 homolog, chloroplastic
Exons: 5
Coding region: 283-1455 (390 amino acids)
Molecular function (GO): RNA binding
Source: RefSeq, a predicted model, not a curated record